CCUCCCACACACCUCCGCCUCCACCCCACCCGUCCCGACCCCUCUCCCCCAAGGUAAGCCAGCGGCGGCGGCGGCGAUGACGACCCGCCUCAAGAAGAACCGCAAGAAGCGCGGCCACGUCUCCGCCGGGCACGGGCGUGUGGGCAAGCACCGCAAGCAUCCCGGAGGCCGCGGUAACGCCGGAGGCAUGCACCACCACCGCAUCCUCUUCGACAAGUACCAUCCCGGCUACUUCGGCAAAGUCGGUAUGAGGUACUUCCACAAGCUCAGCAACAGGUUCUACACCCCGACCGUCAACGUCGAGAGGCUCUGGUCCAUGGUGCCGUCCGACAAGGCCGCGGAGGCCGGCGGCGACAAGGCCCCCGUCGUCGACGUCUCGCAGUUCGGCUACUUCAAGGUGCUCGGCAAGGGGAUGCUGCCGGAGAAGCCCAUCGUCGUCAAGGCCAAGCUCAUCUCCAAGAUCGCCGAGAAGAAGAUCAAGGCCGCCGGCGGCGCUGUCGUGCUCGUCGCCUAGGGUUCUGUUCCCCACCGUGCUCUGAGAUCUAUAUCUUAAGUACUAGUUUUUCUCGUACCAGCAAUUUGUGUUGAACAAGACAUCGUUAGUUUGUUAUUCUGGUUCCUGUGUGGUAAACCAAACUCAUGAGAAUUUUGCGCUAUGUUAUGCCAAUUUAUAUCAGACGAGUUAUCAUCA
Hordeum vulgare subsp. vulgare (domesticated barley) is the source of this 691-nucleotide messenger RNA. RefSeq names its product 60S ribosomal protein L27a-3-like. Gene Ontology annotation, cellular component: ribosome; cytosolic large ribosomal subunit. NCBI's taxonomy places the organism in Eukaryota, Viridiplantae, Streptophyta, Magnoliopsida, Poales, Poaceae. Bases 77 to 514 code for a protein of 145 amino acids. The transcript has a single exon. Gene Ontology annotation, molecular function: structural constituent of ribosome. The record is from RefSeq and is a predicted model, not a curated record. Gene Ontology annotation, biological process: translation.